AUGGCUUCAGGUAUUCCCGAGGCUGACCUGCUCAGCUUCCGUGAACAUCUCAAGAAAUCAAAGCGUAUCCUGGCCCUAGUUGGUGCCGGCCUCUCUGCAGCGUCUGGCCUGCCUACCUUCCGUGGGGUCGGCGGAUUGUGGCGCUCUCACCGGGCGCCAGACCUGGCAACUCCAGAGGCAUUUGGUGUUGACCCAGGGCUCGUGUGGCAGUUCUACAGCUACAGACGGCAUAUGUCCCUGGUGGCUCAUCCCAAUAGAGGACACUAUGCCCUCGCAGCGUUGGCCAGGAAAAUCCCCCAGUUCUGGACUCUGACUCAGAAUGUCGAUGGUCUAUCGGAACGAGCUGAUCACCCUGAAUCUCAGCUCCACCGUCUUCACGGCUCUUUGUUUACCGUGAAGUGCGCUUCAGAGUACUGCACCUACUCUCGAGACAACGAUUUCCAAGACCCGCUUGUCCCCUGUCUUGCAAUCCCUAAGGCAGGUCCGCAGCUGAACCCAUCUACAGAUGAUAAAACUGGUGAACAGGCUGCCAAAGCCAUCCAUGCUGCUCUGGAUGAGAAAAUCUUCUCUUCUGGAGGUGAAGAUUUGGACAUUUCAGAUGCAAAUGUUCCUAUCCCUAGUCUCACAGAAGACGAUCUCCCGCAUUGCCCGAAAUGCUCAACCGGGCUUCUACGGCCUGGGGUAGUCUGGUUCGGCGAGGAGCUUCCUAAUGAUACACUGGACAGUAUAGAUAUUUUCCUCGAUGAGGGCCCGGUUGAUCUAGUCCUGGUCAUCGGUACAAGUGCCCAGGUAUUCCCAGCCGCGUUAUAUAUUGAAGAAGGCCGAGAUAGAGGAGCUCGUGUUGCUGUGAUUAAUAUGGAUGCCACUCACCUCCCCAAGGGGGGCCUGGAGCCAACUGACUGGCUCUUCCAAGGUGAUUCAAGCGUCAUACUUCCAGAGAUAUUGAAAGAUGUGAUCGGUGAAAUUUGA
Trichophyton rubrum CBS 118892 is the source of this 969-nucleotide messenger RNA. RefSeq lists its product as uncharacterized. The transcript is spliced from 2 exons. Gene Ontology annotation, molecular function: NAD+ binding. The coding region runs from base 1 to 969 and encodes 322 amino acids. NCBI's taxonomy places the organism in Eukaryota, Fungi, Ascomycota, Eurotiomycetes, Onygenales, Arthrodermataceae. The record is from RefSeq and is a predicted model, not a curated record.